Molecule: messenger RNA, 918 nt
Organism: Phaeoacremonium minimum UCRPA7
Lineage: Eukaryota; Fungi; Ascomycota; Sordariomycetes; Togniniales; Togniniaceae
Product: putative methylisocitrate lyase (2-methylisocitrate lyase) protein
Exons: 3
Coding region: 1-918 (305 amino acids)
Molecular function (GO): catalytic activity
Source: RefSeq, a predicted model, not a curated record
AUGUAUAAUAAAGCAGCUGCCAAACUGCGAGCUCAGAUCGCCGAGGAGGGCAAGAUCGUGGUGUGCCCAGGUGUCCAAGAUGGCUUGUCUGCUCGAGUAUGCCUGGCUGAGGGCUUUGAGAAUUUAUACAUGACUGGCGCUGGCACUGCCAUGACCAGGCUUGGCAUGCCAGACCUUGGCCUCACUACCGCGGAUGACAUGGCCAACAACGCCGGGAUGAUAGCAGGACUGAACCGUGAUGUUCCCUUAAUCGCUGAUGCGGAUACGGGUUUUGGCGGUCCUCUGAUGGUAGCACGGACCGUCGAGAAGUACAUCCUCGCCGGCGUCGCAGGGCUGCACAUAGAAGACCAAACCACCACCAAGCGGUGCGGCCACCUGCUCGGCAAGGAGCUCGUCGACACCGACACGUUCACGGCGCGCAUCCGCGCCGCGGCCGCCGCACGCACCCGCCUCGCCUCCGACCUCGUCAUCAUCGCGCGCACCGACGCCCUGCAGUCGCUCGGCUUCGACGCGGCCAUCGCGCGGCUGCGCGCCGCCGUCGCCGCGGGCGCGGACGUCGCCUUCCUCGAGGGCAUGACGGGCCGGGACCAGAUGCGGCGCUGCGCCGCCGAGAUGGCCCCGACGCCGUGCCUGCUCAACAUGAUCAGCGGGGGGCUGACGCCGCUCGUGGACGCCGACGGGGCCCGCGCCAUGGGCUACCGCGUCGUCAUCUGGCCGUGCCUCGCCAUGACCGCGGCGUACCUCGCGUGGCGGCAGGUGGCGCGGGAGCUCAAGACGACGGGCAGGGUGGCCGAGCGCAGGGACGACGAUGGCAACGUCAUCGGCGGCAUCCGGGAGUGCUUUGAGCUAUGCGGAUUGGAGGAGUGCGCCGAGUUUGACAAGCAAAUGGGCGGCAAGGCGUUUGUGAACGGUGUCUGA